GUCAGCUGCAUUUCCUUCAUUAUUUAUUACUAAUUCAUUGUCUAAUUUAAAUAACUAAUUAUACAAAUAGCUUUGGAAAGAAAUGUAUAUUUAGAUCAUUUAUAUUUGUCUACAAACAUAAUUUCAAGCAUAUGAGCAUAAGCCUUUAGAUACUUUUUUUUUUCUCUCUCAUGUAAUUUAUGUAGUAUGUGCCAAAUACUUUUUUUUAGUUGAACAUUUGCAUUAGGUAUAUGACACUGGUGGAUCUGAGUGUCUACUAAUCCAAAAUCUCAUCCUGUGUUUAUAUCAGACGUUACGUCUCGAUCGCUGAUUGGUCUAUAUGAUCCCCUCCUUAGCAACGCGCCUUUGUGGGGUGGUAUGGCACGUGGUUACUAAGCAAUGUCCCUUUAACAGUGUAUCAUAAAGUUUGCAGCUAUGCAAGAACUCGCACUCUACGCGAUCAUAUGUGACAUUCAACUGAUGGAAUAUAUCAUGUUUUUCAGUCUCUCUCCGUUCGAAGAGAUUUAGAGGAUUUGCUGUCUAUAACCUACUCGACAUGAAAGAGAUUACAGGACACGCAAGUGGUUUAUAACAGGACUGUGAUUACUUCUCCGCCAGAUAUAACGGAUUUACCUUUGAAGUACAUUUAUUUUACGAUUACGUAAAAUUAUUUGGAACGAAUUGAAACUCCCAUGAAUAAAAUGGGAGAUGACAAUGAGCUGCUUGGUGCUUAUGAGUUAAUCAAAGAUCGUCUGUAUUUUGCUACUCUCAGAAGCAAACCCAAGAGCACAGCAAACACACAUUUCUUCUGUACGGAUGAUGAAUUUAUUUAUGAAAAUUUUUAUGCAGAUUUUGGACCCCUUAAUCUAGCAAUGCUGUACAGAUACUGCUGUAAACUGAACAAAAAACUAAAGUCUUUGACUCUGUCCAGAAAGCGUAUCAUCCACUACACCAGUUAUGACCAACGAAAGAGAGCCAAUGCAGCCGUCCUCAUCGGUGCUUAUGCAGUAAUCUAUUUAAAGAAAACCCCAGAGGAGGUUUACCGGGCCAUGAUCUCUGGAACAAAUGUGUCAUACCUGCCUUUCAGAGAUGCUGCAUUUGGGAACUGCACAUAUAAUCUAACCAUUUUAGACUGUUUACAAGGAAUCCGCAAGGCCCUGCAGCAUGGUUUCUUUGACUUUGAGAAUUUUGAUGUCGAAGAAUAUGAACAUUAUGAGCGUGUGGAAAACGGUGACUUUAACUGGAUUGUGCCAGGAAAACUUUUGGCCUUCAGUGGACCUCAUCCCAAAAGCAAAAUAGAGAACGGUUAUCCUCUCCACGCCCCUGAAGCAUAUUUCCCCUACUUCCGCCAGCACAAUGUCACAGACGUGGUGCGACUGAACAAGAAAAUCUAUGAAGGUCAGCGCUUCACAGAUGCUGGGUUUGAACAUCACGACUUGUUCUUCAUAGACGGCACCACACCAAGUGAUUUGAUCACAAGGCGCUUUCUGCACAUCUGUGAGAGUGCAAAGGGUGCUGUAGCUGUCCACUGCAAGGCUGGCCUUGGUAGGACAGGUACUCUGAUAGGCUGCUACUUGAUGAAGCACUAUCGUUUCACAGCGCCUGAGGCCAUUGCCUGGAUACGAAUCUGCAGGCCUGGCUCCAUCAUUGGACCUCAACAGCACUUUCUUGAACAGAAGCAGCACAGUAUCUGGGUGCAGGGUGACCUCCAUCGUUCAAAGCUGAAGCAACAGCAGCUGAGGGAAAGCCGACAGCAGGAGAGAGACAUUUCCCAUCUCAUCUCCAACAUGGACGACAUAUCCAUCGACAGCUCAAUCCUAAAGACACAGAGUGUGGAUGAGACUGACUACAGAAAAGAGGACAUGAUUCCAACUCAAGGCGACAAACUACUAGCCUUAAAGGGCCAACGCCACCCCAGAUCUACCACCACAACACUCAGUGGGAUAAGCCCAGUUCCAGGCACCAUUUCCCCUCUUCGAGCUUCCAAAUCUCCUUUCUUCAUCUCCUCCUCUCCUGCUCCACGGAGACUAACACGCAGCCCUUCCUCUCCUGCUGACAACCUUAAAAGCUUCAAUCCCCGUUUAGCCCACUCCCUCGGCAACCUCUACGAUGACAACAACUUCCAUGACAAUGAAAGCGGCACACAACCUUCCUCCUUUACUCCCUCCUCGCCUUCUGCCAUAACCCAAUGCCCCCCUGCACCUCCAUCUGGCUUUAGCUUUGGCUACCCCACCACUGACCCCCGACUGCCUCCUUCCCACUUAAACUACAAUCAAGAGGCCAACACCAACCUCAACAGCCCUACUGGAGCUAACACCAUAAAUACUACCCGCACAGUCAGACCUAUGAAAAGAACGGGCUACAGUCCGUUCUCCAGGAGCAGGCCAAGCCCUCGUAGAGGUCCAGUGUGUGCUGGACUCAGUGGGUUUCCAGGACGCUACCUCAGUAGAUCCAUUCCAUCCCUUCAGUCUGAAUACGCUCAGUACUAAGGCUGUGGUUAUACACUGAUGGUGAUCACAACUGGAUUAUUGACCAUGGAUGGAUCCUUUCUAAAUCUCUCUACAAAGCUGCUGAAAUAUAAUCACAUACUCGACUCAAAGUGUUCAUUAAUGAUUAUAUGAAGUGUUAUAAUUGCAUAUUAAAUUCUGAUUUCAAUUUAGAAAAUAACAUCUUUCCAUUAUGAUAUUGACAAGAAAAUGUAUUUAUAUAUGUACAGUAUAUUUUGUCUAAAGCAUAUCCAAAAUCAAACACAUGUGGUGACAAUUGUUUUAAUAUAUAAUGUGACUUAUAUGUCACCAAACAACUUUGCUUUGUCUCACAAUUUUGUAGAAAGUCACAAUUUAAUGAAAAGCGCAGUGUUUUGUGUGUCUGUGUGUGGGUGUGAAAGUGAUUACAUGUGUAUAUGUGUAAUAUGAUUUGUUUUGUCAUAUUAUUGUACAUUAUUUAUAAAACAUUUUGUACAGAUA
Messenger RNA from Myxocyprinus asiaticus (Chinese sucker), 2945 nucleotides. It is a transcript of the gene cdc14aa, whose product is annotated as cell division cycle 14Aa. Lineage: Eukaryota; Metazoa; Chordata; Actinopteri; Cypriniformes; Catostomidae. Bases 672 to 2468 code for a protein of 598 amino acids. Gene Ontology annotation, cellular component: nucleolus; mitotic spindle; centrosome. Gene Ontology annotation, molecular function: protein serine/threonine phosphatase activity; protein tyrosine/serine/threonine phosphatase activity. The record is from RefSeq and is a predicted model, not a curated record. Gene Ontology annotation, biological process: cilium assembly; regulation of exit from mitosis; microtubule cytoskeleton organization. The transcript has 15 exons.